CUCAAGACCAGCGAUUUAUCCGGUAUUUAGAAAAACAUACAGCGGAGUAAAAAAACACAACUGCUAUAUUAGCUGUCACAGGAAACCGCGGUUAACUAACCACGGUCAAUUCGCCUGCACGAAGCGGGAUGGGUUUCAUUUGCCCUUUUUUUCGUAUAUAUAAAUCCCGUGAGGCCGGCCGAGUUGUUCAUCUGUAAUUAGAGAGGCGUCUUGAUAAACGCCGAUCUUAGUUUGUCUCGCAUUUCCUUCCAUUUUUUCUGCAAUUUUUAAUAGCCUGCUUUUCGAUCUCAACAAAUCUCGAGAAUGAGAGAGUGCAUUUCAAUCCACAUCGGUCAAGCUGGUAUCCAGGUCGGAAAUGCUUGCUGGGAACUCUACUGCCUCGAGCAUGGUAUUCAGCCCGAUGGCAAUAUGCCUGGUGACAAGACAAUUGGAGGAGGUGAUGACGCAUUCAACACCUUCUUCAGUGAAACCGGAGCUGGCAAGCAUGUCCCUCGUGCUGUAUUUGUAGAUCUUGAGCCGACUGUCAUCGAUGAAGUUAGGACUGGAACCUACAGACAACUCUUCCACCCUGAGCAGCUGAUUAGCGGUAAGGAGGAUGCUGCCAACAACUUUGCCCGUGGUCAUUAUACCAUUGGGAAAGAGAUUGUUGACCUCUGCCUGGAUCGCAUCCGCAAGCUUGCUGAUAACUGCACUGGUCUCCAAGGAUUCCUGGUUUUCAAUGCAGUAGGUGGAGGCACGGGUUCAGGACUUGGAUCUCUUCUGCUUGAGCGUCUCUCUGUUGACUAUGGCAAGAAAUCCAAACUUGGUUUUACCAUUUAUCCUUCACCCCAGGUCUCCACUUCAGUGGUUGAGCCUUACAACAGUGUCCUCUCCACACACUCUCUUCUCGAGCAUACUGAUGUUGCCAUUCUCCUUGACAAUGAGGCCAUUUAUGAUAUCUGCCGUCGCUCCCUUGAUAUUGAGCGCCCUACCUACACAAACUUGAACCGUCUCAUUUCACAGGUUAUCUCCUCCCUCACGGCCUCACUUCGAUUUGAUGGAGCCUUGAAUGUUGAUGUGAAUGAGUUCCAGACCAAUCUUGUUCCAUACCCAAGGAUCCAUUUCAUGCUUUCCUCUUAUGCCCCUGUGAUUUCAGCUGAGAAGGCCUACCAUGAGCAACUCUCUGUUGCUGAGAUAACCAACAGUGCCUUUGAACCAUCAUCCAUGAUGGUCAAGUGUGAUCCUCGCCAUGGAAAGUACAUGGCUUGCUGUCUCAUGUUUCGUGGUGAUGUUGUUCCUAAGGAUGUGAAUGCUGCUGUUGCCACCAUCAAGACCAAGCGCACCAUUCAGUUUGUUGACUGGUGCCCUACUGGAUUCAAGUGUGGUAUUAACUACCAGCCACCAACUGUUGUUCCUGGAGGAGACCUGGCCAAGGUGCAGAGGGCUGUGUGUAUGAUCUCCAACUCCACCAGUGUUGCUGAGGUGUUCUCCCGCAUUGACCACAAGUUUGAUCUCAUGUAUUGCAAGCGUGCGUUUGUGCAUUGGUAUGUUGGUGAGGGUAUGGAGGAGGGUGAGUUCAGUGAGGCACGUGAGGAUCUGGCUGCUCUAGAGAAGGACUAUGAGGAGGUUGGGGCUGAAGGAGAGGAUGAAGAUGAAGGGGAUGAGGGAGAGGAGUACUAGAGGUGAGAAGAGGCUCACUGUUGUUAUCUCUGUUUGUUUGUGUGUUUAUCUUGUCUGUUGAAUUUCAAACAUGUCACUACAGUGUUGCUCUUUCUUUUGAUUAUUUCAAACAAUGAAAUUCUCUAUGGAUGUUUGUGUGCUUGUUACUGGAUUGGGUUAGGGAUGUCCUUGAUUUGAAUUUCAUUCGAAUUUAAGAUUCAUCUCAAUUUAGAUGGUAAAGGGUUUCUUGAAAAUGUAUCUCCUAUUGUCAUGAGUUGGGCUGAUUUACUGAUUAUGAUGGAACAUUAUAGGCUAAAACAAGAAGUCAUUCCAGCACCAUUCUCUUCCCCUGGAUUUUAAAUCAAGACACCUUAGCUCACCUCUUCUGCUAUGGGAAAUUGGGAACGCCUAGAAACUUCAAGACACCAUCUUUUGUUUUACUUGAUUACUGCAAAUUAGUUACUACAAACAUUUUUUUUUAAUUUAAAAGGCAUCGUCAUUGACUAUUCACAUAAAAACUGUUGGGAAUAGGGCCAAAUAAAGCUCCAAAUGUGCUAGAUUCAAAGAUGAAUAGCCUAUGUUUUUUACUGAUUCGCAGUAAAUCAUUCUUGUAAAUUUAUGUAUAUGAAAAGAUAAGUUAUGUUUUUUUAUAAUAAUGGAAUCAGUCAUUCUGCAAUGUCCG
Messenger RNA from Cuscuta europaea, 2320 nucleotides. The record is from the annotation of a GenBank genome assembly. NCBI's taxonomy places the organism in Eukaryota, Viridiplantae, Streptophyta, Magnoliopsida, Solanales, Convolvulaceae.